AUGGUUGACAUCGGCCAUGGCAUCUCCCUCGUUAACCAGGGCACUGGCUAUGGCAUUAUCGUCGGCCUGGGCUUUUUGUUCGCCAUCCUCAUCUUGGCUGCCGUCAAGGUGCAGAAGACCUUCCUGAUGGAGGAUUCGGGGAAGACUGAGAUGUUCAUGACCGCCAAUCGGACUGUGGGCACUGGCCUGACCUGUUCAGCCGUGUUUUCUUCCUGGAUGUGGAUCAACGAGACCGUCUUCUCUUGUGUUAUGUGCUACAACUACGGCAUUGCCGCCCCCAUGUGGUACGGCACGGCCCUCUCGUUCCAGGUAGCCACGAUGGCCAUGCUAGGGGUGCUGAGCAAACUGAGGGUGCCGCAUGCACACACGUCGUUGGAAAUCGUCCGCAGACGCUAUGGCAAUGUUGGACAUGUGGUCUUCACAUGCUUGAAUCUCAUCAACAACAUCUUCGGCUGUUCGAGUAUGAUUCUCGCCGGGUCCCAAUUAGUCGUUGGUAUCAGCGGGAUGCAUAUUGUUGCUGCAACCAUCCUGCUACCCUUUGGAGUCGUCCUAUACACUGCUGUAGGCGGGUUGAAAGCAACCUUCUUGACUGACUUCCUCCAUACCACUAUCGCUCUUAUUUUGAUCAUCUACUUCACUCUGGCCGUCCUCACCAAUGAACAUAUUGGCGGUCUGUCCGGGCUCUACGAUAAAGUUCAGGCUGCCAAUUUCAAUAUUCCUGGGAAUUAUGCCGGGUCUCUCUUGUCGUUCAAGUCCAAAGGCGCUAUCAUGUUCGGUCUUGUUCAGAAGUUCGUAAAUAUCGCGCUUGUCAUCAUGGACACUGCUUUCUGGCAGAAGUCAUUUGCAUCCGAGGUACACUCUGUUGUUCCGGGAUAUAAUCUCGCUGCUAUAGCGAUCUUCUCCGUCCCUUGGGCCUUGGGUUCGAUCCUCGGUCUCUCAGCCAGGGUGAUUGAGACUCUUCCAAUCUUCCCAACCUACCCAGGUCCAUUCACCUCAGCAGAAGUCGGCGCCGGUUUCGUCAUGCCAUAUGUCAUCAAAGCCCUUCUUGGCACUGGUGGGGCGGCUGGCAUGUUACUCCUCCUCUUCAUGGCAGUUACCAGUACCGUUUCUUCGUCUAUGAUUGCAGUCAGCAGUAUCAUAUCGUUCGAUAUGUAUCGCACAUACAUCAAUCCGAAAGCGACAGAUAAGAAAGUUGUCAGCGUGAGCCAUCUUGGUGUCGCCUUCCAUGGGGUUUUCAUCACCGGGUUCGCACUCAUGCUCAACUACGGUGGUGCAAACAUGACCUGGGUCAACUAUUUCAGCCCUAUCCUCACUUGUCCGGGCAUCUUCCCUCUCCUCUUCACCCUUAUGUGGUCAGGACAGACCAAAGCUGCGGCUAUCAUAUCCCCGAUCCUCGGCCUGAUCACGGGCAUCGGUAUCUGGAUUGGUACGGCUCAAGCCAUCUACGGAAGCAUCUCAAUCGAGACCACGCAGAUGCAAGCGCCUUCCCUCUACGGGUCAUGCGGCUCACUCUUCUCUCCCAUCCUCUACUCCCUCAUCAUAUCCUACAUCAAACCAUCGACCUUUGACUUCCGCGAGUUCCUGCGCAUCGAUCUCAUCGAAGACACCUCGAACCCCGGAACCGGCGUAACCAGCACUCCGAACACCUCCGUCCCCGCCCUUAACUCCAGCGACGAUGAGAAGGGCAGCAACGAGAAAGGCACCUCUCCUACGAUCCUCGCCUCCCCCCCUUCCCCUGGCAUCCCCAGCUCCCAGAUCCCACUCGACGAGCUCCGCCACCCCUUCGACGACGAAACGCUCGCCUACCUACGCCGCUGGUACAAGAUCGCCUGGGCCUUCCUGAUCUUCGUCAUCCUCAUUACCUUCGUCGUGUGGCCCAUGCCGCUGUACCGCGACUGGAUCUUUACGAAACCCUUCUUCAAGUCCUGGAUCGUCGUCGCUAUCAUCUGGCAGUUCCUCGCUGUUAUUUUGGUCGUCAUCUAUCCGAUCUAUGAUGGUCGUCACGCUAUCUCGCAGAGCGUGAGGGGUAUGCAGGCUGCGGCGAAAGCGCGGUGGGUGAGAUGA
Amorphotheca resinae ATCC 22711 is the source of this 2064-nucleotide messenger RNA. RefSeq lists its product as hypothetical. The transcript is spliced from 4 exons. Gene Ontology annotation, molecular function: urea transmembrane transporter activity. Gene Ontology annotation, biological process: urea transmembrane transport. Gene Ontology annotation, cellular component: plasma membrane. Bases 1 to 2064 code for a protein of 687 amino acids. The record is from RefSeq and is a predicted model, not a curated record. Lineage: Eukaryota; Fungi; Ascomycota; Leotiomycetes; Helotiales; Amorphothecaceae.